Messenger RNA from Phaedon cochleariae (mustard beetle), 1008 nucleotides. Lineage: Eukaryota; Metazoa; Arthropoda; Insecta; Coleoptera; Chrysomelidae. The record is from the annotation of a GenBank genome assembly.
AUGGAAACCAAUGAUACUCUGAAUAAGGUUAUCCUACAAUUGAUGCAGUCCCAGGAGUGCCUCAAAGAUGAAAUUAGUAGAAUCUAUGAAAAAUUGAAGGGCUUUUGCAUAAACAUGGUCACUGCUGCAGAGGGGAAAGGGGAAACUCAUUCUUCAAAACAUAACCAAGGUAAAGCCAGUAAAACAACUAUUCAUGUUGAAAAAGAGAAAGAUGGGAACAAUAGAAACAAAAAAUUGGAUAAGAAAACAUUCGCCGAGACGGCAUCACAGAACUCGACGGCAUCCAAAGACCCAACCAGCGUUGCCGGCUCGUCCAAAAAAUCCGGAAUAUCUGUACAAGAAUUGUCUAGCGCACUACAGGAAGUUCAAUCAAAAGAUAAAUUCAAUGAGAUUAUCAACCUUGCUAAUGAUGGCGUAGAAGACAUUACAAAUGAUUGGAAGAGGGUACCAGGAAGGAAACCUUGGAGAAAACUUAUCAUUGGCAGCAAUGACAAAAUCGAAAUAAAUGGUAAAGAAAUCGAGGGAAUUCCAAAAUACAGGGAUAUCCACGUCUACAGGGUGGAUCCAGGAAUGACUUCUGAAAACCUCGCAAAUUAUGUGAAAUCGCAUUUCCCGGAGUUUCUUGGAGCAGGCCUUGAUGCUCUUGCAAAAACUAUGAACGUUGAGGAUCUGAGAAUUUUGAAAAAAGAAUUUCGCAGUGCAAAUGUAAGUCAAUUCAAAUUGCUCACAAGAAUAGGUGUUUUUCCCUAUGACUAUAUUAAUGGCACACAAAAAUUGGAUGAAACUAAGUUACCUUCUAUCAAAAAUUUUUACAAUCGAUUGAAUGACAUUAAUAUUUCCCAUGAUGACUACGCUCACGCUCAAAACGUUUGGGAAGCUUUCGAAUUAAAGAAAACAUAUUCCCUCGACCCGGCUUGGUAUUACACCAUGCCAGGAUAUACGUGGGAUUGUAUGCUCAAGUAUACGAAGUGCAAAUUAGAAAUUCUCAAGGAUAUAGACAUAUGGUGA